This is a messenger RNA of Gamsiella multidivaricata, 4682 nucleotides long. RefSeq names its product alpha-aminoadipate reductase. The record is from RefSeq and is a predicted model, not a curated record. The coding region runs from base 213 to 4682 and encodes 1489 amino acids. Gene Ontology annotation, molecular function: phosphopantetheine binding; L-aminoadipate-semialdehyde dehydrogenase [NAD(P)+] activity. Lineage: Eukaryota; Fungi; Mortierellomycota; Mortierellomycetes; Mortierellales; Mortierellaceae. The transcript is spliced from 4 exons. Gene Ontology annotation, biological process: L-lysine biosynthetic process.
CAUUGCAUCUUUUUCUUUUUUCUUCUUCUUUCCCUAUCCAUUCAUUCCAGCACACGAUCCUGCAUUUUUGUAUAUACACUUCAUCGCACUCCCCUCAUCCCAACAUAGACCUUUACCCCUUCAUUUUCAUUCUCUCUAGCAUCUCGCCACCACAUCCUAAGUACGAACACAUACAUUCAAGCCUUUUCUUUUCUUAGAACAUUUAUCUCUCAAUGCCUCCAGCUGCCACUGCCGUCCUUCCUGUCCAGGAGCCUAGCUCGAAUCAACCACACAGCGCUGAUGCGGCCGCACUCAAGGACCGCCUUGCAAGAUGGAAGACCAGACUUGAUGCCCUGACAGAGAUCCAUCUGCCGACAGAUUACCCCCGCCCGAUUCCUUUGCAGGUCGUCGAGGCCGUACACUCGCUCCAGCUGCCUGAGCAGACCUCGCUUGCGCUGCUGCAGGCCAGCAUGGCGAUCAACCGUCCCGCAGGACCUGCCACCUCUGCAGCACCCUCGGCUGCACAGUCAACUGCAGCCAGUCGAUCAGUAUCAGGAUCACAUUCGCCCACGUCGUCCGCGGCCUCUUCACAUGCCUCGCCCUUCACGAUCUUGCUCGCAGCAUUCGCAAUUCUGUUGCACCGGUAUACUGGCGACGAGGACAUGUCGAUUGGAUCGUCUUCAGAGGCACGCAACCCGGUUGUUCUCCGUUUGGGCGUUACACCCAGCCAGACCUUCCGCGAGGUCGUUGAGCAGACUCAGCUUGCCGAAAGGGAUGCUGCGAAUGACGAGGUGCCCUUUGCCGCCCUGUUGGCCCAUCUUUUCCCCAACGCCGGCAACACCGAGACCCAGACUCAGCAAACCACGCCCUCGCUUUUCCGCGUCCGCUUCUUCAACGAACUUGACACACCCUCGGAUCAGGUCCUCAACUCAACCUCGGCCACCACCGAUCUGACCAUCACCCUCAUCUCCCAUGCAAGCUCCUCUCUCCGCUUCGGUCUCCUCCCCGAGAUUGAACUCAAGGUCUCGUACAACCAGGUUCUCUUCUCCAUGAGGCGUAUCCAGCACAUCUUGGAUCAGCUGGUCCAGGUCCUCAACAUCGCUGGCCCUAAUCCCGACAUCUUGGUCAGCGAUAUCGGAAUCGUUACCCCAACCUGCCGCGAUGUCUUGCCUGACCCAUCCGCGGAUCUGCAUUGGUCCAAUUGGCCAGGUGCAAUUCACGACAUCUUUGCCAGGAAUGCGAAGCAGUUCCCAGAGAGGGAGUGUGUCUUUGAGAGCAGAGACAUUUUGAGCGAAGACGGUUCGGGUCGCGUGGUCGGUCAGCAGAAACACAUUUACACGUUUGGCCAGCUCCAUCUGGCCUCCAACUUGGUUGCCCAUGCUCUCGUCAAGGGCGGUAUUCAGCCCCAGGAUGUGGUCAUGGUCUAUGCCUACCGCGGCGUCGAUCUUGUCAUUGCAGUCAUGGCCGUCCUCAAGGCCGGCGCAACCUUCAGUGUCAUUGAUCCUGCAUACCCUCCCACUCGCCAAAAGAUUUAUCUUUCGGUCGCACGUCCUCGCGGCUUAAUUGUUCUCGCCCAUGCAGGAACCCUGGAUCCGAUUGUUCGCGACUACAUCGAGGAAGGACAGGAUUUCCAAGUCGCCUGCGAGAUCCCUGGACUCCAGAUCACCGGCAAUGGCGGUGUUCUUGGAGGUCAGACUAGUCAAGGCAUCGAUGCCCUCGAUGCAGUCAAAGACUUGGCUGCUCAGGACGUUGGAGUUGUUGUUGGCCCUGACAGCAUCGGUACCCUCAGCUUCACCAGCGGAAGUACUGGAAUUCCUAAGGGUGUCCGCGGUCGCCACUUCUCCUUGACGCACUAUUACACAUGGAUGCAGCAAGAAUUCGGUCUGAGUGAUCAGGACCGCUUUACAAUGCUCUCUGGCAUCGCGCACGACCCCAUCCAACGUGAUAUCUUCACCCCCCUGUUUUUGGGUGCUCAGCUGCACAUCCCUACCACGGAGGACAUCGGUAUUCCAGGCCAGCUGGCUGUCUGGAUGCAGAACAGUGCUGUGACAGUUACCCAUUUGACCCCAGCUAUGGGUCAGCUUUUGACCUCACAUGCCCAGAACCCGGUCCCCUCGCUCAAGAACGCCUUCUUUGUUGGUGAUAUUCUGACCAAGCGCGAUGUCCAUCGCCUGCAAAAGAUUGCCGCCAACUGCAGGACCAUCAACAUGUAUGGAACCACGGAAACCCAGCGCGCUGUCUCGUACUAUUCGAUUCCUGCGACUGCCAUCGAACCCCUGUUCUUGAGCUCUGAGAAGGACGUUAUGCCUGCCGGUCGUGGUAUGCUCAACGUGCAGCUGUUGGUCAUCAACCGUGUCAGCCAACGUCUCUGUGGUGUUGGCGAGGUCGGAGAGAUCUAUGUCCGCGCAGGAGGUCUGGCUGAGGGCUAUCUGCGAUUGGAGGAGGCCACUCAGGAGAAGUUCUUGACCAACUGGCUUGGUGAGAGCUUGGCUGCCCCAGGUCCUGAAGAGACGAAUGGCAAGCCCGAGUGGAAUGGCCACUGGAAGGGCCGUCGAGACCGUCUCUACCGCACUGGCGAUCUGGGUCGUUACCGUCCUGAUGGAAACGUCGAGUGCUCUGGUCGUGCUGAUGACCAGGUCAAGAUUCGCGGAUUCCGUAUUGAGUUGGGCGAGAUUGACACGCACCUGUCACAGCACCCCUUGGUGCGCGAAAAUGUGACGCUGGUCCGUCGUGACAAGAACGAGGAGCAGACAUUGGUCAGCUACUUCAUUCCUGUGGCACCCAGCGAGGACGAGAUCUUUAUGAGCAGCGCGGAUGAGGGCUCGAAUAAUGAUGGUUCGGAGAACAAGCGACGAUACCGCCGACUCAUUCGCGAUAUCCGCGAGUGGCUCAAGGUCAAGCUCCCUGCAUAUAGUGUUCCCAGCGUGUUUGUGCCCCUCUCGAGAAUGCCUUUGACCCCCAACGGAAAGGUUGAUAAGAACGCAUUGCCAUUCCCUGACACCCCUCAGUUCAACAACAACGUGACGCCUGCAGCUACAUCUGGUGCUGCUGCCGAGUCUGCUCCCUCGAAUGGACCAACCAUGACCCCUACUCAGGUUGCGAUCCACAGCAUCUGGAAGCAGCUCCUGCCAUCGAGUCCUACUUGGAUCCCUCUGAACGAGAACUUUUUCGAUCUUGGUGGUCACUCCAUUUUGGCGACACGAUUGAUCUUCGAGGUGCGUCGCGUUUGCUGCGUGGAUGUGCCUCUCAACUUGGUUUUCCGCGAGCCGACGAUUGGUGGCAUGGCCAAGGAGGUCGAUCGUGUGAGCAUGGAUUCUCUUCAGCUGGAUGUCGACAAGCCUGACGAGGAAGGCAACCAGGUCGAGGAGGAGGAGAAGGAGUACGACUACAGCGGCGACUUCGAAGCCCUGAGCAAGACCGAGAUCCAGGCAGAGUAUCCUCGAGUCGUGCGCCAGGAUGCCGUCGAUCACCAGACGUUCUUCCUGACUGGUGCCACUGGAUUCUUGGGAGCGUUUAUUCUGCGCAAUUUGCUUGCUGAUAACCCGACUGCACAUGUGAUUUGCUUGGUUCGUGCCUCGUCCGAGGACAAAGCUAUGGACCGUGUCCGAGCCUGUGGAGAGACGCACCUGAUCUGGAACGAAGAAUGGGUGACCUCGGGCCGUCUGACUGUGGUGAUGGGAGAUUUGGGCCUUGAUCACUUUGGAUUAAGCAGCGAGGUCUGGGAGAAGUGCUGUCGCCAAGUGGAUGUGAUUGUCCACAACGGAGCCCUUGUUCACUGGGUGUACCCUUACCCCAAGUUGAGAGCGGCCAAUGUUCUGGGCACACUGCAGGGACUCAAGAUGGCAAGCACUUACCAUACCAAGUCGUUCCACUUUGUUUCGUCAACCUCGGCUCUGGACACGGCGCACUAUGUUGAGCUCUCGGAUGCGCUUGCGGACAGCAACCGUCGUGGUGUCCCAGAGACGGAUGAUCUGGAGGGAGCUCGAUUCGGUCUUCGCAGCGGAUACGGACAGUCAAAGUGGGUGGCCGAGAAGCUGAUCAUGACGGCGAACGCGAACGGGUUGCCUGCGACUAUUAUCCGCCCUGGUUAUGUGCUGGGCCACACUCGUACUGGAGUAACGAACACGGACGAUUUCAUCUGGCGUUUGAUCAAGGGAUGCAUCGAGCUCGGAUCGGUGCCGAACAUGAACAACGCUGUGAACUUGUGCCCUGUGGAUUAUGUUGCACAGUGUGUGACCUCUGUGGCGACGACGCCUGGAUCGGAGGAGCCGAUGGUGUACCAUGUUACGCAUCCUAUCGCACCACCGUUUAGGUUCAACGAUUUCUUCCAGCAGCUGGUGAAGUUUGGAUACGAGGUGCAGACGACAGAGUACAUUGCGUGGAGAACAGCGUUGAUGGACUAUACCCUCAAGAGCCAGGACAGUGCAUUGUACCCGUUGUUGCACUUGGUGAUGGAUGAUCUGCCGACGGCGACCAAAUCUCCAGAGUUGGACGAUGCGCACACGCAGAAGGUGGUUGUGCAAGGUACGAGGAAUGGUGGGUUCGAUGCGACGCCAAGGAUGGAUUCUGAACAGAUCGGUGUUUACUUGGCAUAUUUGGUCAAGGUCGGGUUCUUGGACCGACCUACACGGUCGGGUGAGGGGGUGUUGACGCUGCCGGAGAUCAAGGAGGAUGUCCGCAUUAUUGAGCGGAGCAGAGGUUAA